This is a messenger RNA of Necator americanus (New World hookworm), 369 nucleotides long. RefSeq lists its product as uncharacterized. The coding region runs from base 1 to 369 and encodes 122 amino acids. The record is from RefSeq and is a predicted model, not a curated record. NCBI's taxonomy places the organism in Eukaryota, Metazoa, Nematoda, Chromadorea, Rhabditida, Ancylostomatidae. The transcript has a single exon.
AUGGGCAGCAUUCGCAGCCGUCAGGGAAGCUACGGACCAGCUGACGGACCAAGAUCUUCGUGCCAUCUGUUCGACUCGACAGUCCUUCCAGCGCUCUGUUACGCAGCGGAGACGUGGGCAGACACCGAGGCCACGUCUAGGAAGCUACUUACUACCCACAGAGCUCUUGAGAGAUGUCUCCUGAAGUUUAACCGGCGCACACAACACCUUGCCGGUCUUCGUAGCUCCGACUUAAGAGGAAUGUCCCUUUUUCGCGACCCAGCAGAAUAUGUGUCGAAAGCAGAACAUAGAUGGGCUGGUCAUAUCAUGAGAAGAAUCAACGAUAGAUGGACUAAAAGAACGCUAGAGUGGAUCCCAAGGGACGCUUAA